Messenger RNA from Vespula vulgaris, 10714 nucleotides. RefSeq names its product klarsicht protein. NCBI's taxonomy places the organism in Eukaryota, Metazoa, Arthropoda, Insecta, Hymenoptera, Vespidae. The record is from RefSeq and is a predicted model, not a curated record. The annotation marks the transcript as partial. The transcript is spliced from 21 exons. Gene Ontology annotation, cellular component: membrane.
AUCGGAAGUAGAAGGAAGAGAGGCGCGGGUCAGGCUUUCGUAGCGGCAAGAAGAAACGUGAGUAAACAUCACCGCAAGGCAAUGAAGAUGAGUUUCUCUCUAUCCUCACUUCAGCCUUCUAGCAACAGUCUAGAAAGGCGGAAGCAAGUGAGCAUGCCGUUAGAAAGACCGUACAACAGUCUUACCAAAAAAAGAAAAGAUCCAAAACAAAUGCAAUGUCAAAGAAUGUGGACUAACAGAGAAGAUAGCAAAGAUGACUUUUGGGCCGCAAUACGGUCCAAUUAUGAUUAUAUUAUGGAUACUAAUUUAAUAGAUAGUUGUAAGGAAGCUAAUGGUGAAUUAACCUGGGACGAGACAGACGUAUCCACUCAGUCCUGGAGUUUGAAGGAAGUUAGUUGCCAAUUUUCAGAGCUUUAUUCGUGGUUAAGAGUCCUUCAGGAAUUAGUUUAUUCUAAAGAAGAAAAUCUUUUGGACAAAAGCCUACGUGCGGCUCACAUGGAGGAGUUGCGACGUAGGGCAUAUAGAAGAAAAUUGUUCAACGAACAAGCAGAAAAAUUAGUAGCAUGCACCCCUGCAUUAAAAGAUGAAGUGGCGUGGCGUGUUAAUCAUUUGAAUGCAAAGUGGGAAUUAGUAGAACAAAUUAUGGCACCUGUAGAACGGACUGUGUCCGACGAACAGGACGUAUCUGCAGACUUUGAACACGAAGUGAGAUGUUUAAGAAAAUGGUUACGAGAAAUGGAAUCGCGUUUGAAGCCAUUGAGUUUUCACGUAGAUUGGACUUUAGCAGAAUUAGAAGAAAAGGCAAUGGAGCAUAUGAUACUCCAACGAGACAUAGAGGCACACGGGCGUAUCGUAAGCUCGGUCGUGAAGUUGAGCGAGAGAGUGUUCAAGCAACGACAGCAACAGUCGGCCCAAUCAUUGAGAGUCGCGAGAUCGCUCGAGCGUCGCUGGCAUCUUCUCUUUUUGCGUGCACUCGAGUGGCAGUGUCAUAUCGAAACCCUUGCGUCGCGAGCGAGCAAUAAGAGUGGCGUUUCUUGCCAAUGCAGUAGCGAGAGCGACGAGGAGCCGGUCACGAAACAGCCUCGCUUGAGUCGUAGCAGACAAUCUUGUGGCUCCGGAAGAGAAUCUCCUGCCUCCGCUGGUACUACUCCGACUACAACGAUCACUAACAGCACUACUACAACUACAACUACUAUUACUACUACUACUAGUACUACUUCUAAAUACGUUCGUACGAAGCAAACAAAGCGUUUUAGAUCUCGAAUAAGGAGAGAUUCUGAGAGAACGAAUAGUUCAAGAAACGAAUUUUCGGAUAGCGAUGCUUCGUCCGAGAUUCGAUCCAUCGACGAAGGAUCCUACUUUGAGGAUGAAUUAUGUCAAUUCUGUGUGAUGGAUGCUAAGUUCGAGGAGGCAGAAAGUAGUAUCACUAGAAUAGCUCACGGAGUAGCGAUAGAAACGGGAGACCAAGGGGAAGAGGCUGACGUAGAAGAAGAGGAAAGAGACGACAUGCCACCGACACCUAAUACCGCACCGAUGACGUCGUCUACGACGACGAUAAUACGAAACCAGACGGCUGAACAGGCUAAAGAAUCCGUACCAUCGAAAGAGACCCUGAAGAGACGUCGUUCUCCAACACCAUCCACAAGUGCAUCACCGAUUGAGGAGACAGCUUCCUUCAACACAUCCGACAGAAAAUCAAAGAACUGCGCCAUCUUUUAUUUCAAACAUUUAGAUACGGAUUCGGAGGUGGAUUGUUGUCAGGCGAACGAAGAAUCCGCAAACAUGGUGGAUGAUUCCUCCGAGGAAGAAUGGACUUAUACGUCCUCCCGUGCUAAUAAUUAUGUCUGCUCGGAGGAGAGGAAGACAAACGUAGUCGUUCGAUUAGAUUUCAACGAGACGCCGCGUGUUAGCAUGAAUGAGAAUCUGCGAUUUGUAGAAAACGAUGAUAGAAUGGCUAAAGUCAAAGAGAACGAAGAGAUGGAGGAGCAGAGAAUAUCGAAGAGACCGACGAAGAAUGUCGAUCGCGAGGAAGAGGAGGAGGAGGAGGAGGAAGAGGAGGAGGAGGAGGAGGAGGAGGAGGAGGAGGAGGUGGCAGCGAUAGCGGAUACUCCGGAAAAGGAUAGCGAUGACGAUGCGAAGAGCGACAAAGCUAGCAUAGGAAGAUUGAUAAAGGAAGUAGAAAAGUUGGUGAGGGAAGAGAGACAGGCUACUUUUUCCAGAACGUUUCCUCCUUUGAUAUUUGAGGAAAAAAAGGGGGCAACGAUGAAUCACCGGGCGAAAUAUGCUCGUAUAAAGGAAUGGUUGAGAAUGAACUCGGCAAGAGGUCAUGAAGUUGCGAGGACGGGCUUGUUACAGCCCCUAGACAGCUGUGACGCGAGUGGGGAAUAUACGACGGAGGAAUCCGACGGGGAGAGGCAAUCUGUCUCGUCGGAGGAUCUACAGAGUAGUGUCGCGACCUAUCGUCGCUUUGAAAGCGGAGCUCUCGGCCGAGCACAAUCGCAGUCGAUGUCGCAAGAAAUAAUCGAGGACUUUGAUAAAACGCCCGUCAAUGAGAACCGUUCGGUAUUGGAUAGUAGUACACCAAAAGUUAUAAUGCGUUCGAGACAGAAAACGAAUGGUCCUAGACCUUGGAGCGUUUCUUGCAUAUCGCAGAUAGCUUCGAGCUCCGGAUUGAAUCAGGUCAAUGAUUCCAUCUCGCAAUUCUCGAUCUCGCAAUCGGAGACAGCUCUGCAUCAGCUCGUUGUAUCGCCGCCAACUAAAUCUAUAUCGUUGGAUGCUGCAGGUUUGCCUAAGUCAUUUAAUAAUUCAACGUCGACGUUGCUAGAGGAGUCGAUCAUAUGUCAAGACGGACGUACGGCUAGAAAUAGUUCAUUACGUAGGAAGAAAAGUAGGCUAAAGAAGAAACAUUUGGGUCGGAAGAGUGGUUCUAGCUCCGAAUGUGUCAGUGGAAAUCAUCAUUCGGCAGGAAGCGAUGGUAGUUUGAAUCAACAAAGAUCUCUUCGUAAGAUGAACACGAAUCGAGUUUUACGUGCAGUUUCAAGGGAAUGUUAUGGACAUUCGACGACUCUUGUUAAAUCUGGUUCCUUCUCAGGAUGUACCGCUCAUCAACAAUUAAACGCUGAAACAUUGCCCGUGGGCGAUCCUUCACUGGCAUUUGCUAUGCCCUGCUGUCGUGACUUGGUUGCUUCAACGGAGGCGGAAGAAGAGGAACGUAGUUGUAUCAAAGGUUGUUCCACUUACGAAGACAGUUUAUUAGACACUGUCCUCAAUAGCAAAGAACUCUGCAAUCGACAAUCUAACGUUGACAGUGACGUAGAAAUGAAUAGCCUUGGUAACAAUUCUUUCUCAGAGCAAGCUUGGGAUAAUUAUCAGGAAAAAUAUAUGAGCGAAACAUACAGCGAAGCGCCGGACGUAGAAACAGCACGAAGAUUGUUGGACUUUGGAGAUGAUUAUAGAAACUUUCUCGAUAGUCAAUCGGACUGUGCUUCUAGCAUGAGUGCCCUUCCUGGUAGUUCAUCAGUGAUGCCUCGAAAUCGGAUGCGCCAUGAAGUAACCGACACUACCGAAGAUAGUGACAGCGACGUGGAAGACAUACGUAAUGUCCUUGAAAAGUCACAAUCGCAAUGCGUGCUUGCCGAAAAUCUUUUUUUAAGAUCAAAUGGAACUUUGCCGCAGGAAAGCGUCGAAGUGGAAAGUGCGUGCAGGGAGAAUUUAAGAUGUCUAAACACGUUGCUCGAAUCUAUUAGCGGAUCAUUCCGGACUGAGAAAUAUACGAAGCAAGUUCGUGGCGCAAUAGAAAGAUGGGAAUCGUUAGCAUCUCGGGUGGAGGAAAGUCGAAUGGCGAGUUCGCUUCAUCAGGAGUUAUCCGCGAUGCUGUUGGAAUUUAAAGCCUCGCACGACAGGCUUGUGGCUUACGAGAUCGUUUUGGAACAACCUCACAUUCUGGACGAGCGUAUUAAUCGAAUCACGGCAGAGUUGAUCGCUCUAAGGGAACGCAAGGCAGCGAUGUUGGCAUUGAACGUCUCGGCGCAUCGAUUGAUCACCGAUCUAGGUACCUCAACGUCUUUGAUUUUUACGGCCUUGAAGGACGGCGUAGCUGAUCUUUACAGAGUUUGGGACGAGACGUUUCAAAGAGGAAAUCAACGUCUAUGCGCUCUUCAAACUGUCCAACAAUUCAGCAUACGUCUGUCGGAACUCCAAUGCGAUUUACGUAGAGACAAGGACACCUUGGCGGUGCUGGACGUUGCUCUUCAAGCCGGUGCUACUUCGGAGGUUGCCUCUUCCGUACGUCACGUUGCUCGUCUUCUUUCAGAGAAGCAAGAGGUUCAUUCUCAGAACGAGACGGUGAUAAUGAACGAUGCGACGAUCGCGGAAGUAACUGCAUGUCCUCUGGCAAAGUUCACUGAUCAAUCGGCGACGUUGUUGAACCAAGAAGGUGGCUCACUAUCGGACAGUGGAAUAUCUGAUAGCGGUAGCGAGCAAGAGCUGAGCGAACGAGAACGUCGAUUGGCAGCUCUUCGUCGUCUGACGCGUAGCUUGGAGAAUCAACUCGAUCCAGGAAGCGAAGCUCUAACCGAACUUUGGAAAAGGGUCGAGGACGCUGAAAUCGAGCUACGUGAUUUACAGAAACAGUGUCGCGAAUUGAUCGUUCGUACUGCAGCCAGCGUUGAAAGUCGUACCGUUAAAAGAAUGUCUGGUCAACAUCAUUAUCGUACCGACAAACGCAAGAAGGCAUCUGGCAAUGGUGACAACAACUUUGAUGACGAUGCAAUCAAAGAUCAAUCAGAGAUGGACUCUGGUUAUGUUGGUAUGACAAAAUCCGAGGACACUGGUGAUCCGGAGAACGAACCGGACAUUCCUCAUAGUUGGAUAUGGCGUAUCCUGAGGGCCGCGUUGCCCUUUCAGUUGGCUCUAGUCGCUCUUUUCUGUGCCGCCUGUCUUCUCGAACCACAUUGCUGCGAAGCGGCCAACACCCUCAAUCUCUCUUUGACUCCGCAGCUCCGUUACGUCAGAGGACCCCCUCCAGUGUAAAUAAACGUCGUGUCCAGUUCGACCGAUUCGUUACAGCACAGAAUAUGUGUGGGUGUUUGCGUGUAUGUGUAUGUGUACGUCACGUGUGCGCAUGUGUGUACAUAUGUGGUGUGUGUAUUCGUAUAUGUGUGUAUGCUCGAUGACACUGCCAUCGUAACUUGAUCGACAACUUUUUUCUUUCUAGUUUACGCAUGUCCUCGUUGUUUCCUUGAUUUAUAUAUAUAUAUAUAUAUAUAUAUAUAUAUAUAUAUAUAUAUAUAUGUAUGUAUGUAUAUAUAUAUGUAUAUAUGUAUAUGUAUGUAUGUUUUUGCACACUGCCUGCUUCGUCGUCAGAUCGACGAUUAAUUUUUCAUUACGCUCAAAUUUUCUUACGCGAGGAAUACUGGAAAGGGAUAGUCUUUGUUCGAAAAUUGAUUUAAAGAUUUCAUUGGAGAACUUGUUUAAUCGCUUCGUUCGAGUUACGACGAUCGAGCAUAUUUUUAUUUGUUCUUUUCUUUUUUUUUAUAUAUAUAUCUUUAUUUAUAGAAAUGCUAUUUAUCAAACAAAGACAUAAACGAGAGAAGACCGGGUAAGUAUAUACGUACUAUAUAUAUGUGUGUAUAUAUAUAUAUAUAUAUAUAUAUAUAUAGUACAUGAACGACCAUGUGUCGAGAAAGUUUUCAAAUGGAUUUACUAAUUUGAUAUGAUUGAUAUACAAUAUAUAUAUAUAUAUAUAUAUAUAUAUAUAUAUAUAUAUGUAUAUAAUAUAAUAUAUAUACACGCAUGUGUGUGUAGAAGUUACACAAAGAUAUAUACGUAUAUCUAAUGUAUUCGAGAAGGAAUACGAGGAAUAAUAUUUUUUACAAAGGACCGGUUAAUAUAAUAUGGCGAAUUUGAAGUCGCAACGACUAAUGACGUUAUAAUGAUUACAUGGAAGAUCAUAAUGAUCGAGUUGAAUUAUUAACGACCGGUUAACGAUAGAAUUCUUUCUUUAUUUUUUAUUGUUAGAAGAAGAAAUAUAUAUUUAUUGAAAGAUGUACGGCGGACCAAUAUGGCAGCCGAAUAUACCAUUUCCGAAUAAAAGCGGCUUGCUUUCGGAAGGUGAAAAACAUCGCGUAGAAUGAAAAAUCGAAAUUGAGUUCGGUUUAGACGUACCAGUAUUGCGAGUAUUUACACAUUAUACGUUACUACUCUCGCAGAAAGAUUUAUACGACCCGACUUUAAAGAGAGAGCCCUUUAUUUGUCUGGGUAGGAGGAGGAGAAAGAGGAAGUAGAAUAAGAAUAAGAAGAAGAAGAAGAAGAAGUAGAAGAAGAAGAAGAAGAAGAAGAAGAAGAAGAAGAAACAGGCGUAGAACGAAGUAGUAAAACCGAUUUUGUUUCUACUGUCGUUCCUCGAGACAGUGACAGAAUUGGAAAGUAGGCUCUGAUUUGGUGAUAAAGCCUUCGAAGGAAUCAGAUGGAUAGAUAGAUAGAGAGAGAGAGAGAGAGAGAGAGAGAAAGAGAAAGAAAGAGAAAGUAGAAGAAAGAGAAAGAUAGACAAAGAGAGAAAAAUGUAAGUUUCAUUGGGGAUAACGGGAAAUCGUUCUCCGGACCAGUAUUUUUCUAUUUUCGUCCAGAUUCACUGCACAUACGUACGUACGUAGCUUGUUAGAACAUGAUCUCCCGUCGCCAUCUUCAUUUCUCGUUAUCAUCGAACACACCACGGCUCGCUCACGUUUUCGCCAUUUAUUUCGUCUUUCGUUUUUGCUUUUUUUUUUUUUAAUGCUUUUUUUCUCAAUAUAAUUCUCUUACUAACGAGAGAGAAAAGUUUUUCAUCGUUAGAAUUCGAAUUAGAUCGGAAAAUGAUAAGUGCCAAAAUUCCGAAUGCUAAUUUGAAUUCGUUAAACAUCGUGUUCAUCAGUUUUGUUUUCUUUAUAAUUAUGGUGUAUAUAUACGAUCGAUUACGACGUAUAACGAGAAGAUUAUCUACAAGAGAUUAGAUUUUCGCUUAUUAUAAAGCGUGUUACUGCCAUCGUAGAAGAGAAGAGACGUUCAUUAAAAAUUCUUAUUUGCUCGUCGUUUAUAAUGAACAAACGGAUGGGCGAGAUAGAUAAAAAAGUGUUAGAAGGAGUAUCGUCUGUUAUAAUACAGACUUUGAUGCUAAUCGAACAGCUAAUAACGAGGAUCGACAACAAUCCAUUUAGAGAGAUAGCACAACUAUUUUCAUUGCUUUUCAUUUCUUUUCUUUUUUUUUUUUUAUCUCCAUUUCUUUUCCUUUCGAUAUCGAUGCGCUUUGAUAUCGAGUCGUUUACUAAUACGUUAAAAAGAAAAUAAAUAAAACGAUCAACUGUGUUUUUUACAGUUAAAGUAGAUAACCGAAAACAGUUUGAUGAUUCGCGUGUUUUUAAUACGCGAAGAUGGAAAAAUAUUUGUAAAGACGUGAAAUCGACAUCGACUACCGAACGUGUCAUCGUCUUGUACAUAUAUAUACACUCAUACAACGAGCUUAUUUUUUCUUUUUCUUUUUGUUUUUUACUUCAUCGUUGAGAACAUCAAUCAAUCGUGUUUUUUGAGGUAAAGCGUAGAGAGAUAGUUAUACGUUUUGUGUAAAAUUUUUCACGAUUUACCACAUGGACACAUUUAACAAAAUUUUUUUACGACGAAUUACGAUUACAGGACAAUUCUAUUGCAAUCGCGAUGAUGACCCCAGAUUAUUCGCACGAUGCUUACCGUGUAAGCGUACUCAUUUGUGUGUAUCGAAAAAAAAAAAUAAAAAUAGAAAUAAAAUAAAAUAAAAAUAAAGAUAAAAAAUAAAAAUAAAAUAAAAAAAUUAGCAAUAAUGUAUUGCUAACGCUUGCUCGAAUUCAUUAAAGAUGACUAGCGACGCACUUAAAUCCACAAUCGACGAAAUGCAUUUUGCAGACCAUUUUACAUCUUUUACAUUAUACGUUAUGACGUAUCGCAACGAUAUUAUUCGAAUGCAUUUUCAUAAAAAUCGCGUACAUCGAUAUUACUCGAGUAAGUACGUGUUGGUGUCUUAAAAGAAGAUUCACCAUUAAACGUUCAACAUUGAACGUUCGACGAAAAACUUGCAAGUUUUUCGCAAUUAAAGGAACAAUUGAUGAUCGAUCGAUCGAUAGAUCGGUCGUACUUGUACAUUUAUGAUUUAUGUACUGCAACAAUAACGAAGGAGAGAGUAUGCAAUAAUAGCUAUACUUAUCGCUCUCCUUCUUUUAGAAUAAUGUGGGAUUUUAAAAAAACACAAAAAAAGUUAAUAAAAAAAUGAAAGAAAGAAAAAAAGAGAGAGUAAGAAAGAAAGAGAUAGAGGGAGACAGAGAGAAACGUUGAAGAUAAAGAUACGAAGAUAAAAUAAAAAGUUUGUUGACAUGAUCGACGACGAUCUAUAUCAUCUAUCGUACCAGUAUCAACGAAAUGUACAACUUUUUUCAAACGAUUCCCUCGUUUCAUUACUAUCAUUAUUAUUAUUAGUAAUAUUAUUAUUAUUAAUAUUAUUAUUAUUAUUAUUUUUCUUUUUCUUUUUCUUUUUUUUUUUACACAACUAUCUUAGCUAAUUUCUUUAACGACUAUAAUUGUGUUAUAGAUCAUGAUUUCAUCCGUAAAAUCGUUCGUUUUGAGAGGACAAGUGUAAAUAGACGGUUUCGAAAUCGUUUUUUCGAUACUAUCGAAUAGUAUUAUGUCUAGUAUAGCAUGGCGCUGUUCUUAAAUUUUUAACUAUUUCAAAGCUUCAAUUUUACGUUUUCUUCUUCGGGAUGAUUUUUAAUCAAAUGAUGGAAUAUUAUUCGAUAAAGUCGGACGUUUUACUUUGAUGUAUCGAAAUUGAUCGAACGACGAAUUCGAAGGGAUAAAUUCUAAUUUGUUCGUCGAUCGAUUGAUAGAUAAAUCGAUAAACAGAUAGAUCGAUAGAAAAAUAGAUCGAUUUCACCGUCUCCCAUUAAUAUUUUCUUCUCCUUUAGCCCAAACUUGAAAGUUAUCUUGUGCUUUGGAGAUUUUACUUUGAAUAAUUGUUAAAUUAUUUCAAUCGUCGAUUGAAUGUUUUUAUACUACACGAUUAAAAUUUUAUGAGUUUUGAAAUUUUAAUAUCAACUGGAAAUGUCAUUUUAAUUAUUUUUACGUAUUAGAUUUUUUUUUUUUUUAAAUUUAAUCCAUUUUACGUUUUGUUGGGCAUCUUUCGUUUCAUCGGUUUCUCUCAUUUUCAUUUUCAUUUCAUCGAAAUAUGUAAGCAAAUGUGGAGAAGUAAGGUAUAUUUAAAAAAAAAAAGGAAAAAGAAAAGAAAAAAAAUUUGCGCUUUUACUUCUCACUUACAUUCAUGAUACAUGUAUAAAGUACCUGAGAAAUCAAAAUAUUUUACGUUUAAUGAUAAUAUGCAGUAUCUCUUCGCUUGCAUUCGUGAUGAUGCAUUUUUCAUUUCAUGUUCUUUUUUUUUGUAUUUUUUUUUUGUAUUUUAUAUUAAGACAUCCACAUAUCGUGGCUGUUUAAACUUACAAGAUGCGUUCGAUUGAUAAAUACAUAACAAUCGUAUUCGUAUCUCCUGCAUGCGAUCCUUUUCCUUAAAAAUUAUUAUCCUCAAACGAUAUAAUAAUAAUAUUUCUGUAAAAAAAAAAAAAAAAAAAAAAUAAGGGAAAAAGGAAAAAAAAGUAGAAAGAGAGAAUUACAAUCCUUAAGAAACAUUUGACGUUGCGUUGGUGUCUACAAGUUUUUGUGUUUUUAUUUUCUUUUUUGUUUCUUUUUUUUUUCUUCGUUUUAUUUUUGUUCCUUUUUUUUUUCUUUACUACAAUUUACUACUUAGCUAGUAACUCUUUGUCUUUGCUGUUACUGUUUCUUCCUGUUAAUUAUUAUUACAUCACUUAUAAAACCUGUAGACAAACCCACGAUAUCACGUCUCUAUUUUGCCGGGUCUUUUUUUUUUUUUUUUUUUAAGGAACUACUUGUAACAUGAGAAUGGUUCUAGAAUAUAUUAGAGCUAUAUAUUUUCAAGAUUAAACGUGUACGUCAUGUUAAAGAAUCUGGUUCGUUGGUUCACUGAAGUUGAACUUUAAAAAGAAAAAGAAAGGAUUACUAUUUUUCUAAGAUUUCAAGCCUACAAGUAGCGAAGAGCAUCCAAACAAUCAAAAACUAAUCGGUGACUAACGAGCACGAUUCUUAAAAAAAAAAAGAAUAAAAAAAGACUAUUAAAAUUUUAUUAAUGGUAUGCUGAUCAUUUCAAUGUUAUAAGCUUGUUUUUAUUUGUAUAUGUCGAAUGGUAACGAAAAAUUUGUCUAUAUGUCAGUCUCUUGACAAGACUUUAAAAAUUAUUGUUAAUUGUUUUAAUCAACUUAUAAAUACAUAAAAGUUUAUAAAAACGAACGAUGAAAUUUAAACAAUCAAGUUGAAGAAAAAAAACAAUUUUUUAUUAGUUGUAUCAUUGUUCUUGCAUACAGACGAUUUUUCGUUACUCUGUCUACUUCGAAGAGAUAAAUAUUGAAUUUCGCACUUUUAUAGUGAUACAAUAUAUCUUCAAAUAAUACCUGAACUGUAAAACACGUUGCCGAGAGAGCGAGAGAGAGAGAGAGAGAGAGAGAGAGAGAGAGAGAGAGAGAGAGAGAGAGAGAGAGAGAGAGAGAGAGAGAGAAAGAGAAAGAGAGAGAAAUAAUCGUAUCCGCAUUUACGAAACAUUGUGUAAUGUAUUUCGGCACCUUGAAAUAAAAAUAAAUUACAAAUUCUUUAA